Amoebophrya sp. A25 is the source of this 1842-nucleotide messenger RNA. NCBI's taxonomy places the organism in Eukaryota, Dinophyceae, Syndiniales, Amoebophryaceae. The record is from the annotation of a GenBank genome assembly.
GGAAAGCGCCACGCUUUCACCUCGUGUGGGCGUCGGAAGUGCAGGGGCGCUUGGAGGGAUACGUCAGAGUGAUCCUUUCGGCAUUGGGGACGAAACUUCCGAAAGUGAAGAAUCCUCCACUACACCGCCAUUGUCGAAAGAAUUUUGCGCGGAUAAACCAUUUCUCGUCUUGGUUCGUCGGCAGGAUGCCGGAGAGAUCGUAUUCGCUGGUGCUGUUGGACAACCAUUCCGCAAAAGUACAGCCGCUGCUGAGCAGACAAAGAAGUGCCUUUCCCCCGCCGACGAGCUCGAGGAAAACGAAAUCGCAAAGGUCAGCACGGGAGAGUCGAGAAAAGAAGGCCACGCUGGGCUACAUACAAAUGGAGACGCCGGACAUGGACAUCAUGAUGCGUGCAGGACUACUCUUGGACAAGGGGCCCCAGCGGAGUCCUGUCGCGGAUCUCAGAAGAUGAAACGAAGUCGGUCUCAUGAAGAUGGAGCUGCGGAAUGUCUAGAAAAGGGCAAGAAAUACAAUUCUGAACUAUCAGAAGAUGACGAUCGUCAUCUGAGACCGUUUCCGAGUGCACUUGCGAAAAAAGUCAGAGUGAUGUGGGUCAAUGAUCGACCGAAGGGCUUCGUCCGUCUUUUCGCGUCCAAGGGGAACUAAGUAAGACUUGUACAUACGUCCACUGACUCCUCACCACGUGUGGCGACUCGACUACAAGCACAAACAAGAACGGGCCAUAACCUUUCUCCCGCACUAAAUUUCCUGACAGGCGCGCGAAGAUCGCGGAGCUCGUCGCGAAGCGGAGAAGGCCAGCAGAAAAGGAAAAGAAGCAGCAGCCCCGAGCACGAAGGCGCAGAAGGGGGCAAGAAAAAAGGGAAAAAGAAGAAGACGCCUACGCGUGGAAACCAAGAUAGACCCCCGUCGGGUCGUAGUUUAAAUCUAUCCUCGACCCUUUGUGGAAAAUUUUCAGUACUAACCUUCGUCCCUUUUUUUCCCGGUAAAGCGCGCUACUUUUAACAAAAUACAGGCUAAAUCACAUCUGUUUCCAAGUGUUAGAAGCAAGAAGCUAGCUUGCUACGACUAAACUACUUGCAGCUGUGUAGCGGUUUGCAGCUACACAGCUUCAAACGUUUGAACCAUUAAAAAUCUCACAUAUGUGAACUAGGGCGGUAAUACACGAAAGAAGUACUACCAACCAUCACCAUACGACUGGGGGAAUCUACUAGAGACUUGAACGACGGGCAGCCUUAUGGUGAAUCGAGAAAACAGCUACUGCGUUUACUAAUUUCCUAGUGCGGAGCUGUUGCCUUACUUAAUACUUAAAAAUACAAUGCGCAGCAAGCUGGCUAGAUGAGUUCUACUGCAACUGUGGUGGAACCCAUUGGGAGCACUGCGGGAGGAUGUGGAGGAUGUGUGAUCCAUUGCGGGCCUCGAUCCUUAUCCACAUGGAGUUGCGAAGUGUUCCGAUCUUGUUCCGCACGAGUUUCAGCGUCCUGUUUAGGAAACUAAAUAAGCAACACAAGAACGAACAACUACAGACAAGAACGCCCAAGCACGACACACGCCCGACGCAACAGGAACGCGCGCGGCGUCUGUUUUCUUUUCUCGUGCAGGCUUGGUAAAUCCCACCUCGGUGAUAUCGCGCGCGACAUACUGAGAGGGCAUCAGAUUGCCGCAAUCUUAGACCGGCUCAGUAUGGUUGGUGGCCUUCCUCUCUCGGAAAGCCAUGGGCUGAAUCUAUCACAUAAAGGCCAGAGAGCACCGCCGUCGAAGAUUCUCAUCUCUACGCAACAUAAGUUCCAAAUGCCAACUUAUUGAUCUCUUUUUAUGAUAUGGAAUCUGAAUUGCGAUCUGUG